This is a messenger RNA of Pocillopora meandrina, 16749 nucleotides long. NCBI's taxonomy places the organism in Eukaryota, Metazoa, Cnidaria, Anthozoa, Scleractinia, Pocilloporidae. The record is from the annotation of a GenBank genome assembly.
CUGCACCAGAAACCCACGAACGAAAUCACGGUGUCAUCGAGAAGUUCCACUGAAGAGCCAUGGCGUUUAGCGGUUAUUUCGAAUUCACUGAUGGGAAACCUCCUCACAGAGUCCUCUCUCCACCGACGGAAUUACUUGAAUCCUGCCAGGAAUCACAGUUAAACGAACCGAUAGCACCUAGGGGAAAGAACUAUAAAACGCUACAAGAUAGAGGCGAGAACAGUAAGUAAUUAUUUUUUGUUUAUCGUGCUUAACCAAGCAUGCGAUGUAGAGUAGCGGUGAUAUUGUUUAUAUUAAUAUUUUAACCUCGGCAAGGGGUAUAAACCACUCUUUGGUUGUUAAAAGCGAUGGUCACGAAUGGUUAUUCAUUUUUUGUGUGUGUGCUGUCCAAGAAUGCCUUCAUUUUGAAAGACUACAAAGUGUUGGUUGUGAAAAAACGCAAUAACGCGGACAAAAUUAAGUUAAGCGGCACAAAGUUGGCCUCGGAUAGGGAAUAUUAAAAUGAAUUACAAAUUUUAAAAAACCUCUAACUGUUCCUUUUCCAGGUAAAUGAGCGGCCCAAACGUAAAUUAGGCGAAUCAACUUUGUCCAAAAUUUACGUUUAAUUUAAGGCCUGUUCCAAACGUCGUGCUACUGCCGUGCCGAACUCAAAUGAAAUAGUAAUUUCGAUUUAAGCACGGCAGUAGCACGCCGUUUGAAACCAUUAAGCGCGGCACGGCUGAAUUAGGUUCGGCACGACUACUUAGCGCGGCAGGCCUUGCCGUGCCGCACGGCAGUAGCACGACUUGGUUUCAAACGUUGUGCUACUGUCGCGCCGAACUCAAUUCAUAAAUUAAUUUAACGGAUUUUGCAUUAUUUGCAUACUAUUACGCAUGCGCACUAAUAAAAAAAGGACAAAUCUACCCGUUUUGCCCGAAAGCUUGAGAGAAGAGGAAUCCGACGGUGACAAUAAAUUGCUUAGGGUUAGGGUUAGGGUUUGGAAACGCCGGCACGAUCGUAAUACAGUAACUUGCUGGCUCUCGUCAAGGGAAACCAGAAGAAGAAUAAAUGAAAAAACUUUCAAAAGUAAUCCUCUCCUUGCAAUAACAGUAUUCAAUAUGGACUGUUGCAUUCGCCUGCGUUGCCUUCUGGCAUUUAAAAUUUUCUUAAACAAAUUUGGAUGGGGCGAUACCGCUGGAUGGAUGGUUUGUUUUGUCUUUUGAAUUUGGCGCGACUGCAUUAGGUUCGACGUUUGAAACCGCUGCCGUGCUAUCGUCGUGCCACUGCCGAGCCAAAUUCAUUUGAGUUCGGCACGGCAGUAGCACGACGUUUGGAACAGGCCUAAGUCUCUACUUGGAUUUAAGUGUUACAGUAGUAGGAAAAGUAAUAGCUAGCACUGAAGAGGCUGUUUAAACAGAUUUGAUACUAAGAACUGAGCAUUACCGCUAAAUUUGUGAAAGCGAGUCCGGUGCGAGACUGGAGACUGCGGAGCGCGGAAAGCUUACAAAUGGCAGGGAAAAUGGAGACUACGGACCAGUCAUAAUUUCUCGCCUGGAAGAGUGAGACGAACCGCGAUCUCAGACCCUUACAUUGCACUUCGAUUUUGAAUGAGCUUUACCCCAUUCCAUCUGUCUCCCUCUAAAAUGAUCCUUGUAGGUAGGCUAUGCAUGCUGGGAAACACCCGACUUGCUCAGGGUCUUUUAUGUUCUAUAUUUUUCAGUUUUAUCUUUAUAAAUAAACAAAAAAAAAUCUAUGUUAGCGCAUCAAAUGGUAUGUUACUCGCACCAAUCAGAUCGCAGUAUUAUGGGGAUUAUCUCGCACCAAUCAAAUUACCGCAUUAGGGGAUGAGUCUCGCACCAAUCAGAUCACGGCAUUGGGGUAUGCUUAUACCAAUCAGAGCGUCAGGGUACUGUCCCUUAUGUCAUGGAUUUAUGGUGUCGAAAAAGUGUCCCAAGGUUGACCAGGAGCUUAUUACUAAUGGUCUGCUGCGCACACUGGGAACCACAUCAAUAAAACAAUCAAUUAAUACAUAUCAAUGAAAUAAUUUAUUCUUUCGUGUGGACCUCGUCGCUAUGAGCUGUCGGGGUUACAAAUGUCGGCAGGGAAUUUUUCUACCAUUUAAAAGUUAAAAAAUGUUUUGUGUAUCGCUCCCUCACGUACAACGCACAAGCCGUCAGCAAAAGGUCUCACACGAAGUUAUCAUGGGAGCGUUUGUUUUGGAUGACCCAGGUAAAAAUUGCUCAAAGCAUUUUCAUAACGUAUAUUUGAUCGAUAAUCUUGUUUUAGCCUCAUGAUGUCUCUUUUGGCGAAGGUUGAAAAGAUCAUUAAGUUAUAUCUACUUUCUGUAUCGACUGCCAUGUUAAAUUUUCGUGUCUUUGCUUUUAAAAGUUCUCCAUAAAUUGCAUCUUUUUUAACCAGUAUUUUCCCGAUACAUUACGUGUUUAGUUGUAUUUAUUGACUAAGAUUUCUGAGACGAAUGUCAUUUUCCUGUAAACAAUCAAAAUUUUUUACGACAUAUUCCUAUCCUACUGAAUAAAAGUACAAUUGGAAGUAAAUGCUACUGUUAGUCAAUUUUCUUCGCAAUUCUCACGUGAUAGACGUUUUCUACUCAUCAAAUUCGCGUUUAGUUACCUUGGACUUCACCUCAUCGAGUGCCAAUUCCUUGUAAACAACCUGCAUUUUAUCACGCAUUUUUAUUCAACCAAACAGAGGCCCACAUAGACGCCUUUAAGUGUGAUACUUUCUCUUCUUUCAAUACAUUUUCACUUGUUGGAAGAACGGAGACCUUAAAAUAGCUUCAGGUAGAGACUAUUGAAAAUGAAGUAGAAUUUCGGUUUGCCUUGCAUAGAAAAAUUAAAUGGAAGAAUAUUUGUAAGGCAGUGAGUUGCCGGUAAUCGACCUUGCAUGCGCACAAAGAUUUCUGGGAUCGCGACGGGGUAAACGUUGCAGGGUUGUUUCGACCGAGAAACGGCUUUGGAGCUAGAUCAACUAUCAUCGCUAUUUCGCUACUGUUUUAUCAGAAAUAGCUCUAGCUAAAGCUUAUAUGAGGGAAGCGUAAGUUUUUGUUCGAAUAACUAUGAAAUAUUUGUUAAAACCUACCGAUAAACUUUUCUCCUCGCAUGUAUGUGUAAGGUUUAUUGUGAGAGUUAAAUUAUUUCACGAGUCAAGUUCGAAUCAACUUAAAUUUUUCCCUUCUUUGUAAAAUAACAUCGUAAGGUAAUACACUGUUAUUGUAACCGCAAAAGAAUUAAAACAAAACACACAAACCUGUUCGUACUUUAGUUGAAACAGCUUAUUUCAUCUGUUUCGAUUUCAUCACAGGCAAAAAUUCCUCGCAUUCUAAAUUGUUGCUAGGCGCUCCUAGACCUCUCUCUAUCGUACAGAAUUGUUGCAAAGUUUACAAAACGUUUCAAAGGCUGUUAUUGUCCGUUAGGACAUAUGUGAACCCUUGUGAUAACCACAACUGCUGCUCCGAUUACUCGUUACAACUUUCCACUUCUUUGUACAUGCAUACAACUCGGCGCAUAUCAUACUUUACGUAUUCCACACAUAAUAUAACAUGACUCGCUCUGAAAAUUUUGAACAAGAGAAACCUGUAUAUCACGAGAAAAACAAGAAAAUUAAACAUUAUCAUUUUGAUGAAAAAAACGUUUGAAUUGACUCGAACUUGAUUCAUAAUAUGGUAUAACUUUACACACAUAAAUAGAACUGGAAAGACUUAAUUGAAUUAUUUCCUGGCGAUUUAUGGCUAAUUUUGGAAUACUGCAAGACCAUCACGCGAUGAUGAUUUUAUCAUAAACCUUACGCAAGGAGAGAAGUUUAUCGGUAUGUUUUCUUACAUAUUUCGUGGUUAUUCUGACAAAAAGUUAUACUUCCCUCUUAUCAGCAUCAUCCUCGUCCAUUUCUGAUAAAACAGCGGCUGAAAAGCGUUAAUCUAUUUCCAAAGUUGUUUCUAGAUUGGACGUUGAAACAACCUUUCGCCACACAUUUCCUUCUGGCAACUUGCAAUGUUUUCCCCGUGGUGAUCCCAGAAAUCUUUGUACAAACACUAGAAUCCGAUUACUGGCGACUCAUCCAUAGGAAGGCCUUUUUUUUUGCUCUCCAUCCCCCUCCCCCCCCCAAAAAAAAACAAAAAACAAAAAACAAAAACUAAUAAUAACUAUGGCACGAGUGUUUUCCUUUGCUUCUUUCCUUCCGUGACCUAGCGUUCCCGUUGGAUCAUGGGUACCGGUAUUGUUAUCAUGGCGGCGAAUUUGUUUCGAAAAUGUUUUUGAACUAAACGAGUCAAUUUUACCGUAAUGACAGAUUUUUGAAACUGUCGUGAACGAAGUUGAUGUUCAACGCUAGUGGAGUAUAAUUAACGAAGUCGUUUAGAGAAUUAACUCUUCAUCAAAACUUCAAUCGGACCAAGCCGAGUUCAUUUGAGCGAUGGAUUAUGCCGCAAGUAACAGCUCCGAACUCAAGGUUUUUUUCGCGAAGUCUCGAUCGCCUACAUGUCGCUCAACUGAAGAGGCCGACAGUCUAACAGAGGACAUACUUCAGCCUCUAGUCGCUGGAGAUGAAUUUGAAGAAGAAGAGUUCGAAGGUAACACGGAUAUUUUUUUUUCGAUCGUGAAAGUUAUCCACGUCACAGUUUCAGCUUUACGCCAAAUGAACUUUACAUCUUGUAUUUUUUUUAUUAGCAAAAGUUUGAGGAAGUAAAGUAUUUUCUCGUAUAUAUUCCACAGGAAAGUAUUAUUUUAUGUUACAUAUGUUCUGAAAUCAGUUUACUACAAUUAAAUACCAAGAUACCAAUUAUGCUAGAUUAGUAUGGACAUUCGGCUUAAUACCGUGUUCCACUGACGGAUGUGAUCAAUAUCAGGUUUACUUUGUUUAUUUUGUUUAAGUUAAGAAAAAAGAGAUUCCAUGUGUAUCAAUUCAAUCAGAACAGUGAAACUGAGUGCCAUUUAGAGUUAAUGAAUACCUGAAUCUCUCUCUUGUUAUGAACUACUGAAAUUUGGCACUUCAAAUUUCAGAAGUAAUUUAUUUUAUUUUUAAUCACAACCAUCACAUAAUUCAGACAAACUUCAGUUAAUCAGGAGUCCUGGUAAAACCUUUUUCUAAAGUCGCCAUUAGCCAACCUAAAAUCAUAGGAUAGUCGCCAAAAGAUGUAAUGGCGAAAAAGUUUUCCCACUCGCCAAUUUGUGACCAAAAUGUUCGCAACUUGGAGCACUGUUAAUCGUCUUGAGAAUCCCAGAUUGAAGAGGGGUUGUUAAAUGUUAAAAUCAUCCAUGUGCAAGGCCCCAAAAUCUGAGAAAACUAGAGACUAAAAUAUUUUCCCAGACACUGUAUAUUAUUUUAAUUCAUUAAACCAUCGCUUAAAUACUCAGAUUAUUGUUAGGUACCAUUAAAAACAGGAAAAGUAGUAUAAGAGUUGUCAAACUCUCUUUUCAUUUUGUUUCUCCCAAAUUUAAGUUUCUAUCUCACAACAUUACCAUUAAUGAAAUUGUUCAUACACAGGCUUUUGUCCUCAUAAAGUUGACUUUUGGCUUAAUCAGCUUCAGACCCUUAGGUCUAUUAAAUAGCCUGGUUAUACUAAAAAACCUUUUUAAUGGAUACAUUUAAGGAAAGGGAAAUAUUUUUAACUUCAGGUGCAUGAGAAAAAUUAGAUGCAAAUACAGAUUUAGCAGUUUGGAAACAGGAAAAUUAUUUUGCCCCAGGCUUCCAAAACUUUAAAAUUAUCUUGCCCAGACUAGCCUGCAUGGAAGCAAUCUUGACUAGUUUCCAUGGCAGGCAGUGUGUCUGCUGAAGCCAGCAGAAAAAUUUUCCAUGUAUGUCAGGCAAAACUGCCAUUUAUUUUCUCUGAAAUGAAAAAACAUUAGAGUACAGACUGAGCUUCUAUAAGCUGCCUACAUACAAUUUAUGCCUUCUACUUAAAAACGCAUUAAUUAACAUCUGCAUUGCACUAUGUUAAAAAUAUUUCUUAGCAACCAUGGCUAAUUUAUAACAAUGACUGAUGAUAAAGUUGGAAUAGAAGAGCUACAAGUAAAUCAUAGGAAAAAAAGCAAGAGACUGGAGGAAAUUGGAAGGAUGAGGAGAAAGAGUUUUUGAUCAUUUUAUAUGAGUACAUGUACAAAGAUGUAUUUGAAAUGUACUGUGUAAUUACAUGUAUGUAGCUCAUGAUGACUACAUGAAUAAGUCCCACUAGUAACCUAGACAGAAUUUCUCCAUUAUCAGUAUGAUAUCAAGCAGACAAGUAAUAGGAAUAAACUAAAAAUAUCAAUCAGGGGAUUAUUGGUCAAUCCAAUGCCAAAUUCUCCAAACUAACAUCACAUAAAUUGUAUGGCAGACAGUAAGGAGAAUUAUUUGUGAAAUCUUGGGAUUUAAAGGGUUAAAUUGGUGAGAAGAUGUAGGAAUGAAACGGAUGGAAAAUUUUGAAUUGAGGUCACAAUUGAGUGAGACAAAAAUAUGAAAAAACAAUUCCUCAACUUGUUAAAAAGAGGUAAUUUUUUUAAUAAAUGCAACAAUGACAAAAUUUUUCAAAAGAGUGUUUUCUUGAUUAGCUUGAUUUUCUUUGAAUCCACCCAAUUUAAUCACCUGGAAAACAACAAGAAUCAGUGUUUGUGCAGCUAUAUUAACAAGUGAAUCCAGGCCUUUAGAACUUUAAAAGAAAUGAAAAACUUUGAGACUUGUAGGAAAUGUGUACAAUGUUUUGAGACUUGAUGAAAAUUUUGGGAUAUGUGCAAUUUUUUGUGUUAUUUCUUACCAACAUCUUUUAUUUUCAGCCAAGAGAAAUAGUUUAUUUUUCCUGAUAAAUUGGAUUUUGUAUAUUAUAAUGUUACUUCAGAGGUGGAAGUUUUCUAUUGUGCAUAUUAUUAACUAAAUAUGCAGAUUAUUUUUCAUAUCCUGGUAUUUUUAUGUUCACUUUUCAUGUAUGUUUCCUUACCGCACUGAACCACAGUUAGGGUACAUAUAUGCCAUUACUUUUAGCUUGUAAAGAAUGUGAAAAAUACCCUUUUUCUGCUUGACAAGUUGGGGUGUGUGUUUUUUUGAGAUGCAUGUUUAUUUGAGAUUUGAUAAAUGCAUAUAUCUUAAUUAUCUUGUAAUAUCUCAACUUGUACUGUAAGUUAUGGUCAAGACCCUUGCUUUAUCUGCUCAGAUUUGUGGUCAGUGGGCUUCCCAGUUCAGGGCCAUAAUUUUAAGCAAGAAAAUUGAAGUUCCUUUGUAAUUUUAUAACUUGAGUAUCAGUGGUAUAAAUUUGACUUAUAAGCUUGCUUUUUAAAUUUGGAAUUCUUCAAAUUGAAAAUUAUGUUUAUGGUUUCUAAUUUGGAGGUCUGUUCCUGGAAAAGAUGUUUACAGGUAUACACAUAUCACAGAUUCAGUUGUGAAAAGUAUUCAAAUUGUUAAGAUUUCAUGAUUUUUUUGUUCUCUCCACAGGUUCAGGGGAAAUAACUUAUACACUAUCUGAAGCAGUGGAGAAGAUUGGCUUUGGAAAAUUUCAAAUUAAAAUGUUGUUAAUAGUUGGCUUUUUCACAGUGAGUACAGUUCCUUAAUAAAUUACAACCUAUGAAAUUAUAUGAUUUAUGGUAUUAUCAAUAAAGGGCAAAAUUACUGAGCGCUGAUUGGUUGAGAGAGAGGGCAUUUUUUCUUAAUCGAGGGCAUUUUUAGUAAUCAAGAGAGGGCAUGAUUACCUUGUUCAGUUAAAAGCACUUUGUUGUUUUUCCGUUGGCAGAAACGCUCUGUUGAAAUGAGCUUUGUUUUCUAGACUUUGGCAGUGUAUCACGACACGGUUUUGGAGAAUAAAAUUUCAUUGAAUCGAUUGGUCAGUUCAAUUUGAUUGAUGAUUUGCCGUAGCGCUAAACAGGCUUCCCAGAUAAAAAUAGACUGUGUGCGUGAUUUUCCUUCGUAUAAAUUUUGCCCUUUAUUGAUAAACAAGUAAUCCCAUGAGACCUCAUACUAUUAAGGAUUAAUUGCACUUGAGUUUUCAAAAUUUUCCAAAUUGCCCUCGUCGCUUUGCGACUUGGGCAAUUUUGGAAAAUUUUGAAAACUCUCAUGUAAUUAAUCCUUAAUAGUACUUGGCCUCAUGUGAUUACAUAUACUUAUUAUAUUUGUGGCAAAAUUACUGAAUGAUGAUUGGUGUAGACAGUGACAGCAUUUUUUUCUGAAUCACAAGGGCUAACAGUUGGUAAUCAAGAGGGCAUGAUUACUUGAUGCUGAUUGAGCCCAUCAGUAAGUUGUGUGGUCAUAAUCAUUUUAGAUUGCUGAUGCCUUGGAAAUGAUGCUACUCUCUAUUCUUGGGCCAACAAUACGUUGUAUAUGGCACCUUCCAGCUUGGAAAGAGGCCAUGGUUACAACUGUAAGUUUCAGACCUUUACCUUGUAUCAACAAAAUAAUGUAUUUAAUACUUAAACCCGCAAAUUUUAUUCUUACUUGCCUCAGCGCACAACAUUCUCCUACAGCAAUGAAUAACUGGCAGACUUCACCUUUUAUGAAAACCAGAGAACUUGUUUACAAAGAAACAAAAUUGUUUUUCAUACUCAACAUUCAUGCAUUCUCUUUCAUUGGUAUGAUCAUGUGAGAAUUAUGCCAAACUAAAGGGGGUAGUGAUUGAUGAGUUCAAAUGUGGCAGGCAGUAUUGCCAAAGCUAUGCUCUGAAGAGGAUGGAAUGCUGAAGACUCUUUGGCCUACAUGUACUGGUACCCUCUCCCUUCCCCUCCCUCCCCCCCCUCCCCCUUGGUGAAACAGAAGGGAGGGAAUGUCUAUGAAAACCUGACACUGAUCGUGUUCUAUGAUGUCAACCCAAUCUAUGCAAAAUUAUGUUCACUUCUGUUUCACCUUGGGUUAAAGACUUUUGUCUAAGAUACUUAGUUGUCCGGCCCUUGAAAACUACAUGUACUUUGAGUGCUAAGUUUUUCAUCUAGAAUGCCAAGGCAAAUGUUCAAAUAGGCUGGCCCUGACACCCAGACCAUAUUUGAGUGCUGUUCUCAAAACAGCAAAGGAUACCAAUGAUUAUUCAGUUAGCUACAGUCAUCACAUUAUGAAAAUAAUGUAUCUGGAGUUUUUAAGACAAUCCCUGGGUCAUAAUAGAAUUAUCAGACCAGUAAUAUGUUUUUGAUGAUAUAGUGUACAUGUACAUGCACUCUUUAGACUGGGAUGUUGCAACAAAUGAAUUUGAUGGUGUUUGUAGUUAAUUUUAUAAUCAAGUUAUUUUUAGUGUUAAUUAUAGCAUCACUGAAGAAAUCACGUGUAAGCACUUAGAGGCACUUAGGUUAGUGGAUUUUAAGCUCUCUGAUAUGGCCCAAGUAACUGGUUUGUUCAUCAGUAUGGUAACUAUUGUUAUUAACUCUGUUGAAUUACAGGUUGUUUUUGUUGGAAUGAUGUUUGGUUCAUCUUUCUGGGGAUGGCUGGCAGAUAGAUAUGGACGGAAAACUGUAAGUAAUACAACAAUAAUGAUAAUAUUAAUAUCAAUUUGAUAGUUACUGUAAUUAUAUUUCAUUAUGACUAUUGGUUUAGCACACUGAGUGAGUGGUUACAUAGUGGUUCUGGACUACUUCAGUGCAUCUCUCCACCCAGGAGAGAGGGUGGACUGUCAGAAAAAUCUGACAUAAUACUGGAGGAUGUGGUAGGGGGAGGUUAACCUAGAUGGACUAGAGAGUUCUUACUUGUGUGGAGCAAAUGGCACAUGUACCAGUCCAAGCUCCCCUGUAAUGAGCAGUUAUUAGAUGAGGUGAAUUUGCCUUGAUCUCCAUGGCAAAACUAAAAAUAUUUUUCCUUCACUUGACAAUAUUUUCCUCAUGUUGCCUGAUAGUAUUCUACUGCUGCUACAAUUUGCCUAAAACUUUGCUAAAUGCAUAUGGUUAUUAACUUUAGGUCUCAAUUCAGAUUUUCUUUCCUGUAUAUACAGGUAAUUGUUAUCUGUGCCACCUGGAUAUUUUAUUUUGGAUUUAUCAGCUCUUUUUCUCCUCAUUACUAUUGGAUCAUUGCUCUACGUUGUUUGGUUGGUUUCGGAAUUGGUGGUGCACCAUUAUCGUAAGUUUGAAAAACUGUUACUAAGGAUUAUUUUUGUUACAGUUACUGCUAAGUUGAACAUGAUUAUAUGUUAUACAGUAAAGGCUUUGAACCCAGGGUAGUAAUAGUGUAGUUUGAAGAUGACUUCUGCUCAGGUUGUUGAAUUAUGUUAGCCACCACUACUGACAACAGUCCUCCUGAGGACUACACUCACCCAGACAAUCAAACUAUGCUAUAUCACAUGAUUAUAUCUUAUCGAUCAAUUAUGAGUUCAAGUUAGAUAAUGUUAAUUUAUGUUAUAUCAACACCAGGAUCCAGCUAUUCUGACCAAACAAGAUGUAUAUAAGUCAGAAGAGCCUAUGAUAAUUCUCAAAUCUUGGUAACAAGGCUCACCUGGUUUUUUUUGGUACAAUUGUCUAUCUUUUAAGUAACGUAUUUGUUCAUAGAAAAUUAAAGAAGAAGAAUGGACUUUGUUAAAAGCCCUCCAUUGUCACUGUACUGGUAACAAGAAGAAUUUAAAGUAAUUUAAUUUACUUUUUUCUUUUUGAAAUUUUUGUAGGACAACUCUCCUUGCUGAGUUUCUUCCUUCCAGUGCUCGGUCAUACUGCAUUUUAUCAUUAUCAGUAAGAAUUAUAUCUUCAACCUCAUACUUUCUUUUUUUUUGUUACUGCAAUUAGAUUAAUAUAUUUUUGAUACAUUUUGCAGCUCUUUUGUCAAUGCAUGGUAAUGAUAGUUUGUUUUCAGUGAUUUGUCUGCCUAUAAUGUAUUUCUGAAGUGUUGAGCCUCAUUUGCAUUUAACAAUACCUUUUAUACUACAUGUGCAUGAAGUAAUUGAACAGACCCUUUCAUACUUUUGGAUGUCAUUCAAAUUGGUUGGCAAGUUUAUCAAAUAUUGGCGACAGUUUUUGUAUAAAGAUGUACAAGUGUUUUAAAUUAAAAUUAAAAGAGAAACCUUAUGCCCAAUCAAGGCGAACUUCACCUAGCCAAAUUAUUUGACAGGAUAAAUUCUAAGGUCUUGCCUACUCUGAAACUUGCAUGGUGGAAUUUCUUAAGUUUACUUCCUGACCAAUUUAUGUGAUAAAUAUAUUUUUAAAAUGUAGUUUAAAGGCUCGUUGUCAACAUACUUGAAACUGACUUCCUUUUGAAUGUAUUCCACAGUUUUUCUGGUCGAUAGGAUCAUGUUUUACAGUUGGAAUUGCUAUGGCAGUGAUGCCAACAUUGGGCUGGAGGUGGUUGUUAGGAAUUUUGUCUUUACCUCUUCUGUGCUUUAUUUUGAUGAGUUUUGUAAGUAUUUCAUGUGUCUGUCCUUUUCCAAUAAGAUGAUUAACUAAUUGUUAAAGUUUGAGAAAAAUUGCAUUCAUUUGCUGGUUUUAUUUUUAGGAACAAAUUUUGAAUGCAAUCUUAUCUCCAUCAGUUUCCCUUAUACACAGACUGUAUCAAAUAGUUGUUGCUCUCAUGAAAAGAGAAAUGUUUGGUCCUAGGUCUGAUGCAUGAUCAUCCAGAAAAGAACCACUCAGAUUGUAUGAAGACAUGGUUAUUCAUAUCCCAGUUGCAACAAAUCUGAUAUUUAGGUUACACAAAAAUAAAAAAGGAAAUGCUGUUGAUACCUCUUCACAGAUGCUGACAGGGAAACUACAGUAAGGUGUCUGCGAAAGAAAUGUACAUCUCCUACUAAUUUUGCAAUUUUUAUUUUUUAAUUUUUUUAUCAUUUUAUCAUUCUAGUGGCUUCCAGAGUCUGUUAGAUAUUUAGUAACUGCUGGUGAAAAAGAGAAGGCAUUGAUAAUGCUCCAGAAGGCAGCAAGAACAAACAAGAAAGAAUUGCCCUGUGGAUAUCUCCAAGAUGCAGGCGAGGUUAGUGGAAUUGCUUUAUGCAACAAAUUGGCCACAAUUUUUCUUGUCCAUUUGACAAAUAGAUUUGAUGAGGCAUGCUCAACCAAUGGGCAUGUCAGAAUUUUUACAGUUAUUGUAUAAUUCUUUUUAACUGUUUGUAAUAAUGCUUUGAAUUUUGAAAAUUGUUCAUGCAUUUUAAGUUGCUUGCAUUUGUGGUUUCAAUAAAACUUAGUGCAAAUGGGAAGUUUAGAGUAGCAGGCAUGAAAUGUGAAGAGCUGGAGGCUUUCCUGUUCAUUGGGAAGCCUGGGCUCCAGUAGGAAAUUUCAGAGGUCUGGAUUUUGAGGUCUUUUCUAAUUUACUUUGCGUUGUUGCUCCUAUAAGUCAACCUAAUUGAACAAAUUUGACAAUAAUCUCUUGUAUGUUGGGAGUAAAAUAAGAGACAGGGAGUUAGCUCAUCACUAACAGGUAGAUCUUCUUACCCUGCAGCUGCUACUGUAACAGCUAUUGUUGUUGUUUUUUUUCCUAACAGAAUGGAAAACAAGGAAGAAUUGCAGACUUGUUUAGCCCAGAAUACAGAAAAACAACAAUUCUUCUAUGGUUCAUAUGGUAAGUAUACUUUCUAGGACAUGUGUGUACAUUAAAAUUUUGGUUGUACAUAAUUAUGUGCAAUUGGUAUGGAGCUUGUUAGCCAGUGCCACUCAACUAAGUAACCACCUGUAAUCUAAUAACAAGACGUAAAAAAGGUUACUCUAAUUUGCUUCAUUUGAUUUCAAUGUGGAUUUUAAAAUAUUAACAAGUGUUUUUAUCUGUAGGGUUAAUUUGGCCUUCACAUAUUAUGGAAUAGUAUUAAUGACCACGGAAAUGUACCAAGGGCUAAAUGAAUCUGAAGAAUCUGGUGGUGGAAGCUGUAAUGGUUAGUAGAGAACGUGAAAACCUACAUGAUUAAUAUCCAUUUACUGGUAAUAAACUUUCAAAGGCUCACUUUUCAAGAGAACUCAACACAUGAAUGAAUUAGCAAACCUCUCUGUAAAGCAACAAUGAUGAAAUAACGACUCGAGCGUUAGCCCUUCGUCAGAGCGAUUGGAUCGCUCUGACGAAGGGCUAACGCUCGAAACGUCAGCUUUUAAACUCUUUAUGGUGGCCAAUUUACGUUAUCAGCUCAGUUGAUUAUACUAAAUUACCCAGGUUUUACUUUCCCACCGACACAGCAUUACAACGUCUUUAGAAACUUACCCCCUUUAUGGUGAAAUAACCCCAACUUUCUCAGCUAUUAAAAUAUGUACCAACACAGUUAUAGAAAGCAGCUGCCUGUUUCAGACCGUCAUCAUUGAUACAUGUAGAUGCAUAUGUUGGCUCAAUUUUUGCCUCUCUCUUCAGUCCAGUCUUCUCUUUUUGUUUGGAGUAGGACCUCAGGCUUCUCCUUAAGAGCAGCUAAUAAACAUGCAAGUCUAAAAUAACACUCGCUCUGACAAAGGGCUAGCGCUUCAGACGUCAGUUUUAGAAACUCUUUAUAGCGAACAGUUCAUACGAUCAAUUCAGCUGAUCAAACCAAAUCAUCUUGUAAUACACUCCAUCGACACGACUGGUUUCUUUUGAGAGUUUCUCCUUCAAGAUAAGAUUAGUUGCUUGACUCUGUAAGCCAAUCAACAUUGUGAAAGAAAAAACCAGUUACAUGCAGGAAAUUGCUGUUUUUGGUUUUCUACCGAAAAAGAACAGUUAAUCAAAAUAGUAUAAUUCCCCCAAAAAACUGAUUGGUUUAAGUGAAAUACAGUGAAAAACCACUCAUAUGAACCUAGGUUCUUCAAGUUAUAUGAAUGGUGUUUACUGUUAAAUUAGGCUACCUAGGUUCCUAAUCACGUUCUUAAUUUUUAUUUAAAAAAACAGCCUGCUAUAUGCCAGCCUCAUACUGCCCUGCUUUACAUGGUUAACUAGUAUACAGUUGGAUAUAUUACGCAGCUAUGGAUGUAUUGACAGAACAUUAUUGUGGUCUUUUAACACUACCGAUGUUUUGGAUAGUUUUUGUUACCUUUUUGUACUACAUGCAUUGUACUGUAUCAAACUCUACAUACUAAAAAUAAGAAUCUGUGUUGAGAUUUUAGCCUAGAGUGCUUCUUAUAAGAUGGGUGCUUAAAUGGGAAAUUUUGGCCUAACAGGUUUUUAUACGCAGGUUUUGUAGUGCAGCAAGGUAAACUUCAACUGUUCUGUACAAUCAGCUUUUCAAUCAUCUACCCAGAUACAAUACCACUGCUUUGAUAGUUUCGCAAACGCUUAUCCCAUUGCAUGAAUUUGCUACUCGGAAAAUGAUUAAUUAAGGGUGUGUUUACAUUGCAGCCGACAGUAAUUCAGUGAAGAAUCCUGAUUGUGGAUGUCAGCUUCUUACUGUAACAGACUACACAGACAUGAUGUGGACAACACUUGCUGAGUUUCCAGGUACGCUAUAGCUAUUUCCUGGCAAAACUUGUAGCCACAUGUAAGGUAGUUACUUCGCAUAACAUAAACCAUAGGCUCUAGUUGAAAUUGGCAAUAAGGCUAGUAUGAUUAACCAUUUUUGUGGGUGGUACAAUUUAAUUACAUUAGCCAUAUUGCCGUCGUGAGUGGGUGAGUGAAUAAGUGUAGGCCCGCAAUGCAUGCAUGAAUGGCAAGUUUAUGGUUGCUAUCACAUUCACUGUUUUACGCUGUGCAUACUUGACGAAAUGGAUAAAAAUUCUCCUCACGAGCUAAAGGUCUAGUGUUAGAGCCCUUGCUGCAUAAUUUUUCCCUGUAAUGUUUACUCAAAAAUUUCUCAUUUCUUAACACAAAAGUUAACACUAAUUUUAUUUACAGCUUGGUACAUAAACAUGAAAUGAUGAGUUGCUUUUUUUUGAUACAGGUAUCAUUGUAACCAUGCUUUGUAUAGAGAAACUUGGAAGAAAGAAAACAAUGGCUGUACAAUUCCUUCUUACUGCAAUGUGUUACUUUUUACUUUUCAUCUGUUCUGGAAGGUAAUAUUGUAAAAAAACUCUGAUCACAAAUGAUAUACAAUUCUUGGCCGGAAGUGACUUUGACCAAAUUCGCAGAAACAGACCCCUAUUCUUUCUCUUUUAGAACUCUGAUGACUGUUUUUAUAUUUGGGGUCAGAGGAUUUAUAUCAGGGGCUUUUCAAGGAUUUUAUGUCUACACACCAGAGGUAAAUUGUAUUAACCUAUUUACGAGUAUUGAUGAUUCUAUUUGUUUUCAAAACGCGAGAACUUGGUUUGUUAAAACCGAUACGAUGAAAAUAUCAUUCCUCCUUUUUCCUGAAGGGCAAAAUCAGUGGAAUAUUUACUCGUCCUUACGGUUCGUAUCAAAAAUUAAAGCACAAACAGAUCAGUAAAUGUUCGGUGAUACUAACGCGACUUAACUGGUAAUUAGGCGCACUUCUUGAACCCUAGAAAACCUUACAAGAGGAUAGAAAGGACGCCUGCUUCAUUUACUCGACGAAUUAUUUGCCCGUACGGGAUUUGAACCCAUGACCUUUGCGAUACCGGUGUAGUGCUCGACUAGCUGAGCUAACAAGAGAACUGGGAGCUGGUCAUUAUGUUGGUUCCAAAUAAACCCUUGAAGUGAUGAAAAAAUGACUGCAGGAUAGCGAAAUGAAUAUGAAAGCGAUCUUUGGAGAGCACUGCACCGGUAUCGCAGAGGUCAUGGGUUCAAAUCCUGUACAGGCCUUAUUUUCACUACCGCUUAAGUAGUGUUCAGUACUGGAAAGAAGGCUUUCAUAUUCAUUUCUCUAUCCGCAGAUCACAUACAUCUUUUUCAUAUAUUCACAGUCAUUUAAAAGUCUUUCAAACGCAUACCGAUUGGUUACACAAUCAGAUUAAUAGUAGAUGGCGUUUCAUAUUUUCCUCUUGCCUUUUUUUCUCACUGGGGCUUUUUUCUAAUUGGAAGAUUCACUGCGUGAAACCCUCUUACCUAAAACAUCUCAAGAAGUAAAAACGUUUUCUUCGCUUUUGAAAUUUUCCUCUUAAAAUCUUAUUUUGCCUCAGGAUAGCUCAAUUGCUGUUACUAAUUCUGCUAUUCUUAUUGUGUGACACAAAUAACAAAAAUGUCGUGCAUUUCGCAAGGCCAUCAUGAAGAUUGGAUGUGCCUUGGGCAAGGAAGCGUGCGGUUUGAUGGAGAUUGAUUUGAUUCCUUUUUGGCCUUCCAUCCCUCCUUAUUUUCUUCCCGAUUGGGGACGAGUCAAAAGUAGACACACAUAGGUCAUGAAUAAUGUUUUUACCUUUGAUGUUCCUUGGAUAACAGGUUUAUCCCACUGUGGUUCGUGCCUUGGCCUUGGGAUGUUGCAGCGCAAUGGCACGUAUUGGAGCAAUGGUGACGCCUUUUAUAUCACAGGUAUGGCGUUUAAAUUCAUCGUAAGUAAGAUGCUGAGAUGCUCCUGCUCUAUGACAGUCAGUUUUUCAUCAGUGUUUGUCGAAACAUUAUCGUUAUGUCAAUACCUCAGCAAUCUCAAGGAAAGUGCUACGGUUUCAAGGGCUUGUGAGAAUUCAAGGUAAAAACUAAGCUGAUUGUGUGAAUUGGCCACCGUAAAGCGAUUCUGAAGCUGUCGUUUCGAGCGUUAGCCCUUCGUUAAGGAGAAUCGACACAGUUUCUGUACCAAUUGCGGCCGUUUUGUAAAGGUCUCAUUUGACACUAAGAUGAACUCGCAUGGUUCCAGGUUGUUUACGGCGACUCGGUUUUCAAAUCAAAGUUGGCGGCGGAGAUCCUUUAAACAACUAUCUUGGCUUAAAAUAAUGAGGACACAAGUUACAAUACUGAUAAGUAAGAACGUGGAUCUUGGCUUAAUCAUAAUCACGUGUUCUUGUGUUGUAGGUGCUGCUUAGAGUUUCACUACGUUUGGCAUUAGGUGUUUAUGGUGUGACGUCAUUGGUCUGUGUGGCAUUCACUCUUAUGUUACCGAUUGAAACUACAGGAAGACCCAUGGUGGUAAGUUUUUGA